UACAAAAUAAUUGCCUUAAAAUUAGCCAAAUUCUUUAAAAUAAAUGCAAAUUAUAUCAAUUUCAAAAGCCCUAGCUCAUUGAAAACAUGUAAAAAUGGAAAAAUAAUUAAAAUUCAAGCAAAUUAUUGUAACUUUUCGAAUACAUCCUAAAGUGCAGCAAAGCUUCGUAGAAACGAAACCCCAUUUUUCAUUGAUCAGACUAAACUAAAAAUAAAAGAACAUUUGUGGCUCUCAUAUUUAUUGGUAAUAAAGAAAAAACAAUAUGGCACAGCGCAAUUCCUCACGCAUAGACCGUUUUGCUCAAAUGAGCAAACAAGAAGAAAUUAUUGCCAAAAAACGUCAAGAAAUCUUGGAAAAACAACGUACCGCCGAGCUGGCCAAGGCGGUGGCUGCGGCACAAACACUAGCAGCCAAACUUAAAGGUGUUAGCAAUGAGGAGACUUCUAGCACUGAUAAGUUGGUCAAUGAUGAGGAGGAGAUUAAAACCGAGGAAGAUGAAGAGAAAAAAUUGGAUACUACGGAUGCUGCUGCAACAGCUACUAAGUCUUCGUUGUCCAGUUUAACCGGCAAGACGGGUAAAAUGUAUGGUAGUGGCUUCAAACGGGCUACAGUUGCAGCACCUUCAGCUGAACAGCCACCCGCUAAAGUUCAAAAUACUUUUUGUAAUGAUGGCUCAUUUUUGGAAAACUUUAAAAAGAUUUUGGAGAAACAACAGCAACAACAACCAAAACCUGUGGUGGUAAUUCCUGAGGAAGCACCCGCCCCAUCCUCCACUGAAGAAGAGCCACCAAGUACUAGCAGUGCAACCACUACUACGGCCACUAUGGAACAAACAACUAGCUCUGCCCAACAAAUAGAUGGUAUGAUGGCUGCCCAGCAACAAGAACUUCAUCAUCAUCAUCAACAACAGCAGCAUCAACAGCAACAGCAACAGCACCAACAACUUCAACUACAACAACAGCAGCAUCAACACCAGCAACGACACCAGCUUCAGCAACACCAGCAUCAACAACACCAUCAUCAGCACCAUCAUCAAGGUGCAAUACCACCACCUCCACCCACACCACCAUCUCUACCAUUUCAAUUUAAUCCUGCCCUAAUGGCAGCACAAAACUUAAUGUUGCAACAAUCGAUGCAGGGUCCCAAUGCAACACAAGCUCCCACAAUGCCACCACAUACAGCAGCUGCAUUUUUCACAGCAGCACCCCAGUUUGUGCCACCUCCACCACCGCCAACAACUGUGGCAGCGGCUGCUGCAGCUGCUGCUGCCAUGCUAAUGCCCAUGCAAACUGUGCAAGUUGCACCACCUCCACCGCCUCCUCCACCACAAUUGCCCAUAGCCUUGGCAAAUCUGACGCCUUUAUAUAUGAUACCGGCUCCAGAGCCCAUGCAGUUAAAUGCCAUACCACAGCCAAAAGAAUUUGAUUUGAAUGCCAUACCAAAGCCGCAAUUAAAUUUAGAAGCUAUACAAAUACCAGUGCAUAAUAUACAGCAACAACAACAACAAGAACAGUUUACAAAUAAUACCCAACAACAUGAACAGCAGUAUCAGCAGGAAGAACAGCAACAAGAUUUGCAACAACCUUUAGCUCAACAAAAUUUUGAACAAAAUCCAGAGAAUGCACAACAACAGGAACUAGCUCAGCAUCAAUCGGAAUCACCACAACCAGAUGAUAAUUUUCUAGAGCAAGAUCUUCAGCCACAACAUCAACAAUCAGAUGAAGUAGUUUUUUCAGACAACAAUCCUGUCGACAAUACUAAUUGCAUACAGAUACCAACAUCUAUAGAAAAUCUUAUCGAUUUGGUUGCCGACAAUGGUGAUGCAUAUGAAGAAACACUACGCGGCUAUAAAAAUCAAUUACAUCCAGCAUUGUGGUUUCUCUCUGAUAAAACCUCUGAACAAUAUCAUCACUAUAGACAACAAAUAAUCGAUCGGCGUCAGGAGAAACUUAAGGAGCAGCAACAAAAGGAAAAAGAAGAACUAGAAAUGGAAAAGAAAACCAAUCCCUCGGCCUACAAGCAACGUCGUUUAUAUUGUUCGAUAGAGGAGGAUAAAUACGAUCCGGAAUCGGUUAUUAGUGCGGACAAUGAUUCGGACGAUGAGUAUCGCAGAGGUAUGAUGGAUCGUAAUCGAGAUAAUAUAAAACGGCGCAUUGAGUGUCGCAACGAGUUGAGCGAGGAGGAAAGGCAGGAGAGAGAAGCCGAGGAGCAGGAGGAAUUGAGACGCAUGGAAAAGAAAAAGUUGCGUAAAUCGCGUUGGGGUGGUAAAAUUGAAAUGCCUGAAAGUUCUUCGUCGUCAAUUUUAUUUGGCCAAGGUGUCCCUUCCAGUUUUGCAAAUCAAAAUAAACCCUUGCUAUCGACAGUAACACGCAGUGAUCCUGCUUUAUUAAGUUACGCCAAAUUGAAUUAUGGUUCCACCAAUCUCACCGAAGAAGAUUGGAAAAAAUGCGAAGAACAUUUUAAAGUGAACCUUUUGUAUCAGGACAUGAUGCGUAAACGGCAAGAAAUCGAUCGUUUGGCCAAAAGUGGCAAAUUCAAGUAUGAAUACGAUUCGGAUGAAGAUGUUGAUGGCGGCACCUGGGAGCAUAAAUUGCGUCUAGCUGAAAUGGAGGCCACGCGCAUUUGGGCUUCGGCCCUGACCAAACAAAGUGAGGGCAAACAUCAUAUAGGUGAUUUUUUGCCACCGGAGGAAUUGAAAAAGUUCAUGGAGCAAUAUGAGGCGAAGAAAAGUAAUCGUAUGCCUGACCUGAGUGAUUACAAAGAGUACAAACUGAAGGAGGACAAUAUUGGUUUUCAAAUGCUGCAAAAGCUGGGUUGGAAAGAGGGUCAGGGAUUGGGUCAAGAUGGUGCUGGCAUAGUGGAUCCGGUUAAUAAGGGUCCCCAGCGUGAGGGCAACCAGGGUUUGGGUGUACAAAACUCUGCCACCCCAGAAGAGUGUGACAAUGAAUACGAUGCUUAUCGUAAACGCAUGAUGUUAGCCUAUCGUUUUAGACCUAAUCCUCUGAAUAAUCCCCGCAGAGCCUACUAUUAGAAUUUUUCAUUACUAAAAACUACUCUAUAUUAAUCAUUGUGUAUGUUAUUUCAAAUUAAAAACAGAAUUUUUUUUUAUUUAAUUGAAAGUUAAAAACAAAUUAUUUUUAAAGUAAUGUGUGCGUUACUUUUCUAAAACAAAACAAAAAAUCACAAGACCAUUUGAAAAUGAAUUAAAAUAAUAAACAGUUUAUUGUUUAACUCUAAAAGAAAACAACAAAUAAUACAAAUA
Calliphora vicina (urban bluebottle blowfly) is the source of this 3262-nucleotide messenger RNA. RefSeq names its product putative mediator of RNA polymerase II transcription subunit 12. Bases 263 to 3031 code for a protein of 922 amino acids. The record is from RefSeq and is a predicted model, not a curated record. Gene Ontology annotation, molecular function: RNA binding. Gene Ontology annotation, biological process: RNA processing. Gene Ontology annotation, cellular component: nucleoplasm. The transcript has 7 exons. Lineage: Eukaryota; Metazoa; Arthropoda; Insecta; Diptera; Calliphoridae.